AUGGCAACCACUAGCAACGAGUCAGAUUCUUCGCGAAAGAACACAGACAAUAGAGAGAAUGAUAACAAAGAUGAACAGAAUAACAUGUUUGAAUGUAACAUAUGCUUGGAUUAUGCAAAGGAUGCAGUUGUCAGUGUUUGUGGCCAUUUAUUUUGCUGGCCAUGCUUGCAUCAAUGGUUAGAAACUCGUUCUAGUCGGCAGGUAUGCCCUGUAUGUAAAGCUGUUAUAAGUAAAGAUAAAGUAAUUCCAAUUUAUGGACGAGGAAAUACGAAACAAGAAGAUCCCAGAAAUAAAGUGCCACCUAGGCCGGCUGGUCAAAGAACUGAACCUGAUGCUAAUACUGGUUUUCCUGGUUUUAACUUUGGGGAUGGUGGUUUCCAUUUGUCAUUUGGAAUAGGAGCAUUUCCUUUUGGAUUUUUAACAUCAUUUAAUUUCUCUGAUCGUCAUGGAGUUCCAGUUGGUGGUCAAUUACCUCAAGCCGAUCAUUACUUAUCAAAACUUUUCUUAUGGAUUGCAGUAAUAUUUAUUAUUUGGGUAUUAUUGGCGUGA
Molecule: messenger RNA, 549 nt
Organism: Macrosiphum euphorbiae (potato aphid)
Lineage: Eukaryota; Metazoa; Arthropoda; Insecta; Hemiptera; Aphididae
Source: the annotation of a GenBank genome assembly